CUGUGUCUCGUUGCUAGGCCUUUAUUUUGAUGUGUGCUUACCUCAACGGAAGACCCGGAAGUAAUAACUAUUGCUCAGGAAUAUUUUGUGAUGGGGUUUCACUCGUUUCCUCAUGACUGAAAAGAACAAUUUGAGAUAUAACUUCAAACCAUUUUUUAUUUUGGUUUGUUUAUUUUAAAGAUUAUCUCUUAAAUCAUUCAACCAACUCUUUCCGUAAUUGCAGAUACGGUGUCUAUGACCUGUUUGACAUCAGAUGGCGAUGGGAUAGUCAAUUUCGCUUUGACAUGAAGCCCAUCGCAACCAUAACAAUCAGUAACUUUAUGUUAUUCGUGUCAGAAGUGCAAUUCCGGGAAUUUCUACUGAAAAUCGUGAACAACAGUGACACUCAUUUUCCAGACAACAAAUAGAAAAGUUAAAUGACCUGUCGUGUAUCGUGUCCUACUGCUCCUUUCAUGAAGAUGUCCAAGAUUGAAAGAUUGAAUGCACGGGUUUCUAAACUGCUGACCGCAGCAGUCCACGAGGUGAUGGAGGUAGUAAAGGAUACGGUGUUGGAGUACCAAGAAAAAACCGCUCGAACUCAGAGGGAGAACGAGAGACUUCGGAAGAAACUCGAGGAACUACAACAAUGGUUUGAUCGAGAACUGUCACGGGUGUCCAGAGCAAAUCCUCCAUUGCAGGCUAGCCAAUCAGAGCAGUCCAAAUGCUCAUGUAAACAACUACAGUCCUCCAAGGCAUCAGGCAAGCCAGAGCUGACGGUGGAGUCCAGAGUGACUUCUGCAGAUGAGGUGAAACAUCAUCUGGAGUUAAAGGUAGAAUCCAUCAUCAGCGUUGAGCAGGUGUUUACAAACUGCAGUGAAGUGGCUCCUUCAUGUGUCACCGUGGUGGAUACAGAAAGUGACACCUCUGCUCACUCGCAGUCUGAGAACUCAAAGGACAUCUCAGCACAUGCUGAAAGUGUAGUGUUCCCCAAUGGACGCUCAUCACUGGCUAACUCCACCUCACCCACUCAGCAAGGGAUGCCAGCCGACGUCAAUAUCAUCAAAGCGGAGCCCGACCUUCUGGAAUAUUCCCUCUCCCAGCAACCCGUGCCUUCACACCAGCUUUACGACCACGAGGAACCCACCCCUCAUUAUGCCCUCAACGCAGCACAGAACGAUGUCCAGGAGUUAGAUCUCUUGCAGCACAGCUCUGAUACUUCAGAAGUGGCACACUACAUUCAUUCUGACACAUUCAAUGCCUUUGUGGAGUCGUUCCCCCUCAAUCAGGCCCAGCAACAGCAGCAGCAACAGCAACAGCAGCAGCAGCAGCAUCGGCGUUUCACUGGUCGAGAGAAGAGCCACCGCUGCUUGCUCUGCGGCAAGACCUUCAGCCAGCUGAGCAACCUGCGCAUCCACCAGCGCUGCCACACGGGCGAGAAGCCGUACACGUGUGGCCACUGCGGCCGGCGCUUCAGCCACGGCGGGAAUCUGCAGAAGCACAAGCGUGUGCACACCGGCGAGCGGCCAUUCAGGUGCCUGCAGUGUGGCAGGAUGUUCAGCCAGUCGACCCACCUCAAGACGCACCAGAGGACCCACCAGAGGAUCCACAGCUACCGCCACCACAGCUUCUGAGGCGUCUGGCUUGAUAUUAACUUAUUUAACAUUAGGAUUUUAAUAGAAGAGGGCCACUAGCGCUUCAGCCUGGUUGGUGCUCACGGAACAGGACGCAGAAGUCAAAAGAGGAGACCCAAGGUCUAACAAGAGCCAAGGAGCAGGACCGGAGCACACAACGCUUUAAGUGAUUUUUAUUAGCCUAGUGCAAACCGACUAACGUUUCGAUGCCCAUUCGACUCUGAAGAAGACGCAUGGGCGUCGAAACGUUAGUCGGUUUUUGAAAAGUUUUUGAAAAUAUAUUAUUUUAGACAAAAAGCCCAAAACGGUUAAAAAAGAAAGUCUCUGUAUAAAAAUACCUGGCUAUGUGUGGACAUGCACUGUUCAGUGUUUCCCACAGAAUUCAAUUAUAUUUGUGGUGGUAGGUG
This is a messenger RNA of Alosa alosa (allis shad), 2017 nucleotides long. Its product is annotated as zinc finger protein 16-like. Gene Ontology annotation, molecular function: DNA-binding transcription factor activity; RNA polymerase II cis-regulatory region sequence-specific DNA binding. Gene Ontology annotation, biological process: regulation of transcription by RNA polymerase II. NCBI's taxonomy places the organism in Eukaryota, Metazoa, Chordata, Actinopteri, Clupeiformes, Clupeidae. Bases 417 to 1610 code for a protein of 397 amino acids. The transcript has 2 exons. The record is from RefSeq and is a predicted model, not a curated record.